This is a messenger RNA of Scheffersomyces amazonensis, 1434 nucleotides long. RefSeq names its product NADHX dehydratase. The transcript has a single exon. The coding region runs from base 230 to 1315 and encodes 361 amino acids. The record is from RefSeq and is a predicted model, not a curated record. Lineage: Eukaryota; Fungi; Ascomycota; Pichiomycetes; Serinales; Debaryomycetaceae. Gene Ontology annotation, molecular function: ATP-dependent NAD(P)H-hydrate dehydratase activity. Gene Ontology annotation, biological process: metabolite repair.
GGGCCGGAGUUUGGGGAUUUUUGUUUGCCACACUUUAUGAGUGAGCCUAGUAGCAAAAAAAAAGAACAGCCGGUUGUAUAAGGGGGGUGGGCUAAAUUAUAUAACUUAAUAUAUGUGUAACUAAACUAGAAGGAAUUGAUUAGAUAACUAAUAAAUACUGUGGAAAUUGAGAAUUACAAUAAUUAGAAUAAUUAAUAAUUAUAAUUUAUAAUAAUUUAUAAUUACAAUCAUGUUAAGAAAUAGAACUCAGAAGGAAUUAUUACAAUUAUCUAAACAAUUAAUUCAACCAUUAUUACCUACUUUUCAUAAAGGUCAGGCUGGUAGAAUAUUAGUUAUAGGAGGAUGUGAAGAUUAUACUGGAGCUCCAUUCUUUUCAAGUCAUUCAUCAGCAUUAAUUGGUGCUGAUUUAUCUCAUGUAAUUUGUGAGAAAGUAGCAGCUCCAAUUAUUAAACUGUAUUCUCCUGAUUUAAUGAUUCAUCCUUAUUUAUUUGAUUUAAAUAAUCCUGAAAUUCAAUUAACUACUGAUGAAGUAGAUGAUAUUUUAAAAAUCCCCAUUGAAAAAUUAAUUGAUUCAAAUCAACCAAAAUUAACUAGUAUAAUUGAUAAGAAAGUAUUACCUAAAAUUCAAAAAUUACUUGAAAGAACUGAUUUAGUGGUAGUGGGACCAGGUUUUGGUCGUGAUCCAUUAAUGUUAAAAUCUUUAAUUCGAAUCAUUGAAGAAAUUAAAGUAUUGAAUAAACCACUAAUUUUAGAUGCAGAUGCAUUAUUCUUAAUAUCAGUUAAUCCAGGAUUAAUUAAGAAUUAUCCAAAUGCAUAUUUAACUCCUAAUGUUGUAGAAUUUGAUAGAAUUGCUAAAAGUUUAAAGAUUGAAUCAAAUUUCAAUGAAUCAGAUUUACAAAAAAUUAUUGAUGUUACAACUAAGAUGUCAAAGAAAUUAGGUAAUGUAACAAUAAUUAGAAAAGGUGGAAAAGAAAUCAUUGUUAAGAAAGAAGAUUAUCUUAUAAAUGAAACAGAAGGAUCAGAUAAAAGAGUUGGAGGUCAAGGUGAUACUUUAACAGGAGCCUUGGCAACAUUAAUUAAUUGGUCUAAUAAUUAUAAUGCUAAUUUGUGGAAUAUUGAUAGUAAGGAUAAAGAAAAAUUAUCUAAGGAAGAAGCUAAUUUAUUGGCAUGUUAUACAGCAUGUGCCAUAGUUCGAGUAGCAGCUAGAAAGGCAUUUAAAAAGUAUAAACGAUCUAUGCAAACAUCUAAUAUUCAUGAGUUCUUAGGUGAAACGUAUAGUGACUUUUUCGAUAACGAUACGUAUUUAAAAUUGUAAAUUGGGUGCAAAAGUUUUUGGGAGGUUUAUUAUGAGAAUUAUAUAGUGAAAGUAAAAAAAAAAUGUACAGUUAGGCAUAUCUUUGCCUAUUUCGGAUAUAUGCGCACAAUCACAUACGA